AGGGGUUGUGCCAUACACCAUAUCCAAGCCGAGGAGACGGGAGAAAAAAGAAGGAAAAAAAAAAAAGAAAAAAAGGAGAUUCAUAUCGACGGAGGAAAUGUUUGUCCCGCAAGUGUUGCUAAAGCGAAAAUUGGACGGCCGAGAUGAAGGCAAGGAAGUCGGAUCCCAUGCUAAGCGUACCUCGGCGGCGGGGUGUUCAUCUGAACGGAGGCGGCAACAACAGCGCCACGGUGGACAUGGCGGCUUUGAACCAACAUCAUCAUCAUCAUCAUCAUCAAGAACAGGACCAGGAACAGAACCAAGAACAGGAACGGGAACAGGAACAGGACCAAGAUCAGAAUCAAGACCACCAGCAGAACCAGGAGCAGAAAUAACAACAGGAGGAGGAAGAGGAGGAGGAGCAACAGCAGCAGUCUUACUUCGCCAGAAUGGAAGUGGCGGCGUUGGAUGUGAUGAGAGAUCGGACAGAAAGAUCGACGGUGGAAAUCCGGUGGCGCUGGUUGGUCGACAUGAAGGAGCAACUACACCUAAUCCUGGUUCUGGUCGUGAUUCUGGUCCUGGUGCUGAUUCUGAUCCUGGUCCUGGUGCUGCUGGCAGCGAUGUGUGCAACAGCCGUGAUGGUACACGGGUGGCUGCUGGGACAUCAUCACUGCAGAAGACUGCUAUGCAUCGGCAUGGAGUGCAAGAUGCAUCUGCUGCUGUUGGCGUUAGGGAUUGUGGAAAUUAUGAAGAGAGGGGUGGUUGUGCUGUUGGGGAGGGAGAAAUUAGGAGUGACGGCGAUGGUGGUGGUCCUGGCGGAGGAGGAGGAGGAGGAGGAGGAGGAGGAGGAGGAGGAGUUGAAGGCAUUUCGAGCCGAGGGGGUGAUGGUGAUGGUGAUGAUGAUGGGAAUGCCGACGAUGGUUCUCUGGGAGAGGUAGUGAUAAAGGGAGAGGGGGAUUCAUCGCCGGCGGUGGUUGCGAGGAGCUUCCAUCAGCGAGCCGCCUUGCCCGGCGAGCCUGUCUGCGUCGUUUGCGGCAAGUAUGGGGAGUAUAUCUGUGAUCAGACGGAUGAGGACGUGUGCAGCUUGGAGUGCAAGGCUGUUGUGCUUGAGCGAUGUCAACAACAAAACCCUAACCCUAAUUCGAUUGGUGGGGGGUGGAGGGGUUGUCCGCAGUUGGCUCCGCCGCCGCCAUCACAGGUCGUAGAGAUCGCGAUGCCCGACGAGGUCAGCAGGCCGGCGGCUGCGCUUCCUCCUCCACAUACGACGACGAUACUACCUGUCCGCCGCCCACGUGGCGCGGGCGGCUGCGAUGAUAGUCCAGCCCACGUGGCGCAGGCUCAGGGGAUGGUGGAGAUGAGGAAGAUAAAGGCAAAGCGGGGAGGUGGAGAAGAAGAAGGAGAAGGGGAGGAAGAAGAUAAGGAUAAGAAGGGUUCGGCUGGUGCCGCCAUCCGCCCCGUUGAUGACCUCGAUUGGCGCCUUGAUGAUUCUCUGUUGACGUCCGACGAACACGUGGCGGCCGUCCGCCGCUCCGCUGGCGUGUCUGUUAGCGGGCGCGACGCGCCAAAACCCAUCUUGGAUUUUGCCGCCUGUCGCUUUCCCGCCAAAUUGAUGGUCAAUCUAGAAGCCCUUGGGUACGACUUCCCAACGCCUAUUCAGAUGCAGGUGAUACCUGCGGCGCUGAGAGGGCGCCACGUGGUCGCCCGUGCGCCCACCGGGUGCGGUAAGACCGCUGCCUUCCUGUUGCCCCUCCUGGCGCGCAUUGCUGUCCGCCGCCAUCACCGCCGCCGCAUAAACAAGGACGACGAAGAGGGGGGGGGGGGGCAGCGGGAGGAGGAGAAGGAGCAGCAGCAGGAGGAGGAGGAGGAGGAGUUCCCAAGUGACUGGUGCCCGUCGGCUGUGGUCUUGUCUCCUACUCGUGAGCUCGCCGCCCAGAUUGAGGACCAAGCCAAGGCCCUCUCGAGAGGGCUAGCUAUUAAGACCGCCUUGGUGGUGGGUGGAGAUCCCCUCCCCAAUCAAAUCUAUCGAAUAAGACAAGGAGCUCAUCUCAUCAUCGCGACGCCUGGCAGGCUGAUUGAUCUGCUGACAAAGCAUGAUGUGCCCUUGACAUCCGUCUCUUCGCUUGUCCUGGAUGAAGUGGACGUGAUGUUGCAGAUGGGUUUUCGAGAGCAGGUGGAGAUGGUGGUCAGGGCUUUGUAUCGACCGCAGAUCUUGGUCUUCUCUGCGACCAUACCUCCUUCCACCGAACGACUCGUUGCGGCGAUCGCGUGUGAUCCGCUUCACGUCACUGUCGGUGACAAAACUCGGUCUUCUAUCAGUGAUUCCGUUAAGCAGACCGUUAUCUGGGUAGAGAAUAAGGACAAGAAGAAGAAGCUUUUGGAGAUUUUGGCAUCCGAUAAACACUUUCAUCCGCCUGCCAUCGUCUUCGUCGAGUCGAAGUUGGGAUCUGAGAUGCUGGCUGCGACCGUGGGGAAAGCGACAGGCCUGCAGGUCGCCGCAAUGCACGGGGACAAGUCGAUGUCCCAACGGAGGGAGGUGGUGAGAGCUUUCAUGCUAGGCCAGGUAGCUUUGGUCGUCGCGACCGGGGUGAUGGGUCGGGGUCUCGACCUGAUGGGAGUGGGACAGGUCAUCGUCUUCGACAUGCCGCAGAGCGUGCGGGAGUACGUCCACUGGGUAGGGAGAGUGGGAAGGAUGGGCGCAACAGGUCACGCCAUCGCGUUCAUCAACAAUGAUAAUCGAAAGCUGUUUACUGACUACAUACAGCUUCUGCGAGAUUGCAAGGUGGUAGUGCCACGUCAGCUGGAGAAUUCCCCGUAUGUUCACUCUUCCUACGCUCUUGUCGCCGUUAGCUCACGGAGCAGGAGGAAAGGCGAGUGGAACAAGGCAGGAUCAUGAUCAUGAGAGGUUGAUUAGGCUUCCACAAUGGUGUGCGGGUGUA
Molecule: messenger RNA, 2915 nt
Organism: Chara braunii
Lineage: Eukaryota; Viridiplantae; Streptophyta; Charophyceae; Charales; Characeae
Source: the annotation of a GenBank genome assembly